Papilio machaon (common yellow swallowtail) is the source of this 2214-nucleotide messenger RNA. RefSeq names its product proton-coupled folate transporter-like. Lineage: Eukaryota; Metazoa; Arthropoda; Insecta; Lepidoptera; Papilionidae. Bases 366 to 1973 code for a protein of 535 amino acids. Gene Ontology annotation, cellular component: membrane. The transcript has 8 exons. The record is from RefSeq and is a predicted model, not a curated record. Gene Ontology annotation, molecular function: transmembrane transporter activity. Gene Ontology annotation, biological process: transmembrane transport.
CUUCGGUUACUUUAGAGCGCAUACAUCGGUGGUCGCGGAGUGAGAAAAAAAUAUUUAAUAUUGCAUUUAUAAGUGAUUGUGCUUGCAGUUCUGUUAUGAAAUCGUAACUAUCAACGACAACAAGUAAUGCAAGAAAGCAUAUUGUAGUCCGUUGAUCCAGCUAAAUACAACAAAAGCUAAUUAUCAACAGUCUACGUUUUAUCACUAUCUACGUUUAAUUGAUAUCGUACAAACAUAUCGUGCAAACAAAUAAUAGAGUCCAUUACUGUAUCUAAACAGACGUGUAUUGUGUUGAAGUUUGCCUUAAUAUUUGUGACAAAGAAAUGGGAAUAACUUUAAGUUGAAGGAACAUAUCAAACAUAAAAAUGGCAGAUAAGAAACAAAGAGAAGAUAAAGUAAAAGAAAAGAAAGAAGAGAAACCUUUAAACGAUGAUGUCGAUAAGAAAAUCAAGAAGAAGACCUUCAUAGAAAGAUUACGGCACAUCAAAAACAAUAUUACAGUUGAACCUUUAUUAGCAGGUUUGAUCAUACCAAGUGUUAUAUCAAGAUUUGCAAUGUCGAAUUUUAAUUUGGACAAAGCGUGCAGAGUUAACUUAGACUUUGGAGAUGAAAUUUGCACCGCACUCGUAAAAAGAACAUCUAAUAACUAUUCAGUCUGGGAAAAAGAAGUACAAAAGUUAAUUUCAUCAAUUGAUAUUUGGAAAAGUGUUAUUCAUACGUCUCUGCCAUGUAUUUUAAUAAUGUUUUUGGGGGCUUGGAGUGACAGAACAGGCAAGAGAAAAAUUUGUAUCCUAUUGCCGAUUUUUGGAGAAUUUGUUACAUCAAUUAACAACUUGAUUAAUGUAUAUUUCUUCUAUGAAAUACCAGUGCAAGUGACAGUAUUUUUAGAGACUUUAUUUCCGUCAAUAACUGGAGGUUGGGUGACUAUGUUUUUGGGGGUUUUCAGCUAUAUAAGUGAUAUCACUUCUGAAGAAUCACGGACAUUCAGAGUUGGUCUGGUAAACUUUUGCCUCACAGCUGGAUUACCCGUUGGCAUUGGAUUGAGUGGAAUUCUCUUACAGAGACUUGGAUAUUAUGGAAUAUUUUCAGUAACUGCUGUUCUAUUUUUCCUUGUUCUUACUUAUGGUUGCUUCUUCUUGAAAGAACCCAAUGACUGGCUACGAGACAACGGUCGCCCAGUGAUAGAACGUGCAGAAACACCAAAUGUGUCAUUCUUUAAUAUAUCACACGUAGUUGACACAGUCGAUGUCGCGACUCGUCGCCGACCGUCCAACAGACGUGUUAAAGUUAUUCUGACUUUGUUCAGUGUCUUCAUUUUAUAUGGACCAUCGAUGUCGGAGCACACAAUAUUUUAUCUUUUUGUUCGAAAUCGCCUCAACUGGGACAUGGUCAAAUAUGGACUCUACGCAAGUUACUCCAUUAUGUUGCAUUCGUUUGGUGCUAUGUUUUCAAUUACAAUCCUAAGCAAACGGCUGCAAAUCGACGACUCAUUUCUCUGCUUACUCUCGAUUACCAGCAAGUUCUUCGGCUCUAUUUGGACUGCAUUCGUACAGACAGAUAUUGAAAUGUAUUUAAUUCCUGUCGUAGAAAUAGUGAAUGCCACAACAUUUACAUCGCUGCGAUCAAUCAUAUCGAAGUUGGUUGAAAAACAAGAAACUGCUAAAGUGAAUUCAUUGUUUUCUCUAACUGAGACGCUCGGUUCGCUCGUGUUCCAUCCGUUCUACUCGUGGGUGUACAUGCGGACGCUGCACGCGCUGCCAGGGGCGGUGUUCCUCAUUAGUGCAGCCUUCAUUGUUCCCGCCGCUUUCAUUCUUACAUAUUUUUACUCGCAACAUAGAAAAGAAUUGAGAAAUGCCAGAAAAACAGCGUUAGAAAACGAAGAGAAAAAAGAUGUUCAAAAACCCCAAAUAAGCAAUAAUUUACCAGAAACAAUUGGAAGAAUGGAGACUGAAUUUGAAAAGUCAAAAUUGUAAACAUUUUAUAAUUAUUGUAACUAUAUUAUAAAAUGUCCGUAGCAUUAACAAAAGCUUACUUACUCUUGUAGUAAGAAAUUCCUUAAUGUAGAUUUAAUAGAAAAUGCAUCUACAAAUUAGGACGCCCUUUGUGACUAUCAAAUGAUUAUUUGCGUCCUUUAAAUUAACUAGUGUAUCAUAAUAUGUAAAAAGGGGAUAAGAAACCUUUUAUGUUAUUAACUAUACUUAAACAAAACUACCC